Messenger RNA from Phalacrocorax carbo (great cormorant), 2040 nucleotides. NCBI's taxonomy places the organism in Eukaryota, Metazoa, Chordata, Aves, Suliformes, Phalacrocoracidae. The record is from RefSeq and is a predicted model, not a curated record.
UUGGCGGCGGGGCGGUUGGGCGGCUGGACAUGGCGGCGGCGCGGAGCGGCGGGGAGGAGGCAGCGGCGGGCGGCGAUGGGGGUGAUGGCGGCUCGCCCGUGUCGGCGGCGCCGGGCCGCGCCCAGGUGUUCGACACCGUGGUGGACACCUUCCUAGAGAAGCUGGUGGCAGCCGGGAGCUACCAGCGGUUCGCGAACUGCUACCGGUGCUUCUACAAACUGCAGCCCGAAGUGACGAGGAGCAUUUACGAUCAGUUUAUAUCCCAGCUGCAGACGUCCAUCAAGGAGGAGAUCCAGGAGGUCAAGGAUGAAGGGAAUCUGGAGAUGCUCUUUAAUUCACUGGAUAAGAUCGUGGAGGAGGCAAAGAACCAGGAAGAGCCUGCAUGGCGUCCCAGCGGGAUCCCGGAAGAGGAUGUUCGCAGCGCGAUGGUGCCGUACCUCCUUAAGCACAGGUCGCACCUGCGGAAGGUCCUGAAGGAGAAGGAGGAAGAGAACGGGAAGGUAGCGGAGUCUGUGCUUGCGGGGAGGGAUAGGAUUGCGGAGCUGCAGCGGCUGAUACAAGCUCGCAAACAUGCCUGGCAGGCAAUUAGUAAAGAGCAACGAGAACUCGUCAUGAUGUUCCAGGAGACCCAGUGAGGACGCGGGGAGAGUCUGCGUGUUUUGUGGGGGGUGUCGAUCCUCCCCUCGGCAGCGCGGACGACGCGCUGGGAAGUGGGACUCCGUGCGUGGCAUAAGCCAACCACGCAAACUCACCGUCAUCUUGUCAGGCCAGAAGCAGCUUGCGCCGGGACUGCAAAGCUGCCGGACUUGCACGCUUUGAUCAAAGUUUGUGAAGAAAUAAAAAAAGACACAUCGGGAUCUUUGGAAAUAGAGGACAAUUCCCUAUCCCCUGCUCGGCUCAGCAGGGAGGAGAACCCCGCAGAUCUGAUAGCCACAGCACGUCUGUACACUCACACGCCUCUUCAGCGCUGUGACGGGCAUGAUUCUAACUUGCUAAAGCCAAAUUUGUGGCCUUUGAAGGUAUUUCGGGUGCGCAUUAGAGAAAAAUCGGUGCCUUACGCACAGAGGCUGCGCCGUGCUCAGGAGCGAGGAGCCAGGGAGCUGUAGCACACGAGGCCCGCAGUCGGGUACACGCUGCCACGGCAUUUUGUACAGCUGGGGUGCAAAGAGCCCCACGGGACUCUUGCCAUGUUUUUGCAGUGUUCCUUUUCAGUACCCGUGUCUUUAAACAACUGUCGACCCGCGGCCUGUCAGAACAGACGUGGCAGCAGCCGCUUUAUCGCAUCGAGUUCCUUGGUGCCAUUUAUUCUUUCCAGUUAUUUUCCAACCCCGCUUCCCUCCCACAGAUACGCGCUGAGGGCGCUUCUCCGAGGACGCAGCGUGAAGCAUCCGGGGAUGUGCCGCCCGUGUGUGCGUGGAGCCGAGCGGAGGUUGGAACGGCCCUGCCUUGGCUUUGUGGGCUCAUGGCAAAGGGAUUUAAUGCUUUCCCGUGAAACCUCCACGUUGGCUCCCGGAACCAAACUGGGUUGGGUUUUACCCGCCUGGAGUUGUUCUUUAGCCUCUCAUCGGAAGUUUGCCAGCCAGGGGAGCAGGGACUCGCUGAGUCCGCCCGGCGGGGGGUGUUAGUGAAGCCCUGCAAGCGAGGUGUUCCUUCAAAGGGAAGAAAAGGUCCUUCCUCUGGGCUGGGCAGAUCAUGAGGAGAGUCUUACUGAGCCUGACAAGGGCUGAUUGCGAGGCUGUUUCCAGCAGACACCAGAUAUGCCGAGGGCAGCUGGUGCUCUGCUCUUCUCAUCCUCCGUGCCUGUUGUGCCCUUCGCCCGUUGGUGCGUGCUGUCCCGAGGAGAGGUUGUGCCCUGUGUGGUGGGGAAAUACAAAUUCUGAGAACAACAGUGGUGAUUUCCACCGAGCACAAACCUCUGUUUUCAAUUAGAGGCACCCAGAGCCUGCGAUUGACUGACUUAGGCAUAUUUUCCUUCUGUCGUAAACAAGCCUUCCCUCGCUGCAUUAUAAUCUAAAUAAAUUGGAGCUGUUGUUCCCCCGG